Colletotrichum abscissum is the source of this 1644-nucleotide messenger RNA. RefSeq lists its product as uncharacterized. Gene Ontology annotation, molecular function: RNA lariat debranching enzyme activator activity. Bases 1 to 1644 code for a protein of 547 amino acids. The record is from RefSeq and is a predicted model, not a curated record. Gene Ontology annotation, cellular component: post-mRNA release spliceosomal complex. The transcript has 2 exons. Lineage: Eukaryota; Fungi; Ascomycota; Sordariomycetes; Glomerellales; Glomerellaceae. Gene Ontology annotation, biological process: mRNA splicing, via spliceosome.
AUGGCUGCACCCAAGGUGAUCGUUUUGGGAAGCCUCAAUGGCUCGCUGACACCUGCCUUCACGAAGCUCGCGACCCUCCACGCCAAGAACAGCUUCAACUUUGCCAUUGUCACAGGCAAUCUGUUCAGCAGCGAAGACGAUACCACUGUCGAUUCACUUCUCAACGGUGAACUGAAGGUCCCCCUUCCUGUCUACUUCACUGUCGGCACAGCGCCCCUUCCCCCAAAGAUCGUUGCUAAAAUCGAAGCCGACGAGGAAAUCUGCGAGAACCUCCACUUCCUCGGAAAACGAAGUAUCACGAAGACGUCAGAGGGGGUCAGAAUUGUCGCACUCGGUGGAAGGCUCGACAAAGAUGUGGUCGGAGGGCAAUCCAAGGAGCAGCACCUCCCGUUCCACACAGCGGACGAUGCGAAGUCGCUGAAGGGUGCAAACAAGGCCGACAUCCUACUUACGACCAUCUGGCCAUCUAGUGUCUGGACAGGAUCCAAGGUCGCUCUUACCCCAGAGAACCAGGCAGCGAUUGAAAGCACGGCUGAGGUUGCUGAGCUGUGUGCGACCCUGAAGCCGCGAUACCACUUCUCGUCUUCACCCACCGAGUUCUUCUACGAGCGAGAGCCUUUCGUGCACCCUCUCGAGGAAGGCGCAGAGGAUGCGGCUGUCACUCGCUUCAUAUCGAUGGCCCCCUAUGGGAACGCAGCCAAGGCGAAGGCGCUAUAUGCAUUCACAAUCAGCCUUAACGAGACCAACGUCGAGAAACCCGCCAACUCUACUUUCACGCCCUUCAGCCAGAGAAAGCCAAAGAGGCGGGCGCAGGAUGAGGGCUCCUACAGCCGCUUCGCCAACGGAGACGACGAUGGCCGCCAUCACCGCCGCGGAAAUAAGCGCCGACGUCAGUCGCCUCCUCCCGGGCCGGACCGGUGCUUCUUCUGCUUGAGCAACCCCAACCUCGAUACCCACAUGGUCUGCACCAUUGGCGAAGACAGCUAUCUUGCUACUGCCAAGGGCCCUCUAGCCACAUCCCAGACCUUUGAGGAGCACGGUAUCAACUUCCCUGGCCACGUCAUCAUCACGCCUCUCGCGCAUACACCAACCGUUCACUCGUCUGGCGUCGAGAGCUAUACCCCUGAGGAGGCGGAGAAGACCCACAAGGAGAUGACCCGUUUCCGCGAGGCCCUCCAGGCCAUGGUAUCGGCCAAGUCGAACCGCAAGCUGGGUGCCAUCACCUGGGAAAUCAGCCGCGGUCGCAACAUUCACGCUCACUGGCAGUUCCACCCUAUUCCCGCGGACUUUGUCUACAAGGGUCUUGCCGAGGCCGGCUUCCGGGUUGAGGCCGAGAACCUCAAGUACCCCGAGUUUGAGAGCCGCGAGAUCUCGUUCGAGGACCAGGCCGACUUUGGCGACUACUUCCGCAUCUGGAUCUGGGCAGACGACGGCGAAGACAGAAUUAAGGGUUCUAGUCUCGUGAUGAAGCUCGAUCCCAACAUGCGCUUCGAUCUGCAGUAUCCGCGUAAGGUUGUCGCGAAGCUCCUCGGUCUCGAGAAGCGUUUUGUCUGGCAGGACUGCACGCAGACUAAGGAGGAAGAGGAGAAGGACGUGGCAGCUCUCCGCGAGGCUUUCAAGGAGUGGGAUUUUGCGCUUCAGUGA